Molecule: messenger RNA, 2156 nt
Organism: Hyposmocoma kahamanoa
Lineage: Eukaryota; Metazoa; Arthropoda; Insecta; Lepidoptera; Cosmopterigidae
Gene: Ciz1
Product: zinc finger protein on ecdysone puffs
Exons: 12
Coding region: 1-2034 (677 amino acids)
Source: RefSeq, a predicted model, not a curated record
AUGUCGUCAAGGGGCAGGGGCUAUGGCGGACGAGGAGGCGGGUACAGUGGACGUGGCGGUGGCUACAGAGGCUCGUACCGCGGCAGCAACCCCCGGGGCUCAUAUGAAGGUCGUGGCGGCGGCCGUGGUGGAGGCGGCUACUCCUCAUACAAUAAUGAGUCUCGCUACAACAACAGCAGCAGCAACCGUUACUCGUCAAGUCGUGACAGAAUUGACGAUUCAUACAAGAAAUCAUAUAGAUCUGACAACUCGACAAGCUAUUCUGCUCGAGAAUAUGGAGGAAGAUCAGGCUCGCCUGAACGUAAGAGAAUGAGAAUGGAGAGUUAUGUACAGGGGUCCUCGAGCGAUAGACGUAGCCAUGACGGCGGCGGCCACUAUGGAAGCUCGUAUGGCGGUAGACAAGAUAGUUACAGCAGCGAGAGGAGAUCUUUCGGCGGCGACGACAGAAGACGGUCUCCGAACAGAGAAACCUACCGCAAGCCCAGCGGCAUGGGCCCGCCUCGAGAGCCGCCUCGAACGAGUGUGCGUUCGCGAGCGCCUCGGCGCUCGUUCCGAGGCCGCACGUUACGCUCACGCGCCACAUAUCGUGGCGCGCCGCGCUCUCGCGGUUCAUUUUCCUCUAGGCGAUUCGGCGAUAGAUCGCUCGGUUACACCCGUGCGUUCAGAUCUAUCAAGGGGCGAAGCCCCGUGAAAUCUAAAGAGGAUGAGGCAUCUUCUACUGAAGAAGAUUGGGAUGCAGAUGAGAAGGAGGAAGUUGCUGAAGAAAAAAAGGAGUCCAAGGUCAAGUCGCCCAAGCCUGAACCUGAAGGUUCGGAGCCAGACGAAGACGCGGGUGCUGGCGGCGAAGACACUGACAAGGAGGGGGAUGCUGCCUCUGAUGCACCGGCGCCUCGCGCGCGCCCUUACGUGCACCUUGCUUGCGUGCACUGCAAGGAAAAAUGCCGGACUUUUGCUGGCUACGCGAAGCACCUGAUGUCCACAAAGCAUCGUAUGGCGAUGAGCGGCGUGGCGCGGCGGCACAAGGCGCAGCUGCUGCGCAUGCGCGUGGCGCAGCGCGGCGCGCAACGCGAACUGGAGGCGGGUGCAGGCGCUGAGCUGGCAGCGCGCACCACCUUCUGUCUGAUCUGCCGCCUCAACCAUCGCACCACGCGCCAGGCACACAACCUCACCGACACACACCGCGCCAUGCGUCGUUUUCUCAUGCCCUUCUGCCGCAUUUGCCGCAUCACUUUCCGCUCGCCCAUGAUUUAUGAACACCAUAUCUGCUCUUUAGAGCAUCUUAAGCGGAAAGCGAGCCAGUCAGCUCGACGCGUCAGUCCAAAAGCUGAGGGCAGUGGAGACGAAGGAAUGGAUGUCGAUUUGGACAACUUUAUGACUCUUGAUUCUGUAGGAGAUGUAGACGAAGUGGAAGAUGAUGACUCUGGUGGUGAAAAGAAAGAUGAAGCUGCACCAAAGAAACCUAAAGUGGAGAUAAACAUUGGUAAUGAACACAUUAAGAAACUGGAGGUAUUGUGGUGCGAACUUUGCCGCGUCUACUUGCCGCGCGCGGAGGCUGGUGGCGCUGAAGAAGCGGAAGUCUUACGGCGUCACUGCCGUUUGCGCAUUCAUUUAAGUCGUUACGUGCAACAUCGCGAUACGCGCACGCUACGUAAGCAGGCUGAGCGCAUCCAUCGCCAGCUGCAUCAGCAGAAAGAGGACGAGAAGGAAACUCCUGAGGAAGGAGAUAAAAUCAAAACUGAGAAGCCAGACCCAACUGAGGACACAAAGAAAUUGGAAAAUGGCACUGAUGCUGCCAAUGUGUCAGGGAGUGAAGAUAAGAUGUGGGCAGAUGUUGACAAGGAUCUGGGCGAAUUGCUGAGUGAGGUGGAUGCUCAGGCCAAUGAGGGAAGUGAUGAUGAAGAGGAUUUGGGCAGAUACGACAAGUUCCGCAAAAGUGAUAAGAAACCCAAGACUGGUGACGGCGAAGAAAGCGAAACCAAUGUAGCUGAGAACACUAACGAAAAAACCAAUGUUGAAAUUAAUACACCUGCUUAGAUAUUAAUUAAUUGGUAUGUAUUAGUGACAUAGUAAAGUCAACAUUAUUAUAGUUUUACAAUUAUGUAUAUUUACGUUGUAAUGGAAUUAGAAGCAGUAACACGUAUUGACUAAUAGGACUA